CUCCAUUAUAAAGGGCUCUGCAUGUGUGUGUGCUAUUUAAUGCCAAAUCAUGGAGGAGUGCUUGCACUACCCACCAUCCCCAGUGGAGAGUUUAGCCAGCAGUGAGGAAGACUCUGACCGACCGAGCACGUACGCAGAGAGGAGGAAGAGACUAAGUUCAAGCCCGAGCUGGGUGGGCAGUUCAGCACUGGUUAAACGGAGCAGAAAGGGGAAUGGGGUCAGCAGGCAGCCGUCUGAGGACACACAGAAGCAGAGGGUCUUGGCCAACGUCCGAGAGAGACAGAGGACUCAAUCGCUGAACGAAGCCUUCGCCUCACUUCGCAAAAUGAUCCCAACCUUGCCCUCAGACAAACUGAGCAAGAUCCAGACACUAAAGCUGGCGUCCAGAUACAUUGACUUCCUCUACCAAGUGCUCCAGAGUGAUGCCACAGAGAGCAGAAGCUUUGCCUGCAGCUAUGCUGUGCAGGAGAGACUAAGCUAUGCCUUUUCUGUCUGGAGGAUGGAGGGAGCAUGGGCUAUGUCUUCUUCCGACUAGUGGUAGUUGCUGACAGAUCCACACUGCCGAACGCCUUCUCUACUGCCCCGAAGUGAGCACAGGUUGGAUGGGAACUGAAUAAAAAAUGACAACAAUGGUGAAACGUGAGCCGCAGUGUUUGGACCCUCUGUGUUGCCACAGCCUGUGAUUGUGACUUUUACCUCAGCUGGAUGUGAAGAGGAGCCAGGAGAUGAAUUCUUGUGAGACAAACAGAUUUUGAGAACCUGUUGACUGGGGCUAUAAGGAGCGAAAAGGGAGUAACCUCAGGAGAACGCUUCAGACCCGUACAAACACAGAUCAAAGAGAAAUUUGAACACAGAACUCUGAAAUGAUGUCAGACUGGCAUCGCGUACUGCAGACAGCAGGACUUGCUUUAUGCAAGCAGGAGUGGAACCUGACGCUGAAGAAGGUAAAUGUUUACUGAUAAUGAUUUUACGGGAAAAGUCACAAACAAGCAAAACGUGUUAUGGAUUUUUCCUCUGUCUUCAGUAAACAUGCGAUUGGCAAAGGAUGUCGUGUAUUGUCGCCUUUUUGUG
Pygocentrus nattereri (red-bellied piranha) is the source of this 1071-nucleotide messenger RNA. RefSeq names its product twist-related protein 2-like. Lineage: Eukaryota; Metazoa; Chordata; Actinopteri; Characiformes; Serrasalmidae. The record is from RefSeq and is a predicted model, not a curated record. Gene Ontology annotation, biological process: developmental process; regulation of transcription by RNA polymerase II. The transcript has a single exon. Bases 50 to 535 code for a protein of 161 amino acids. Gene Ontology annotation, molecular function: protein dimerization activity; RNA polymerase II transcription regulatory region sequence-specific DNA binding; DNA-binding transcription factor activity, RNA polymerase II-specific.